This is a messenger RNA of Kluyveromyces marxianus DMKU3-1042, 1866 nucleotides long. It is a transcript of the gene CTF3, whose product is annotated as Ctf3p. NCBI's taxonomy places the organism in Eukaryota, Fungi, Ascomycota, Saccharomycetes, Saccharomycetales, Saccharomycetaceae. Bases 1 to 1866 code for a protein of 621 amino acids. The transcript has a single exon. The record is from RefSeq and is a predicted model, not a curated record.
AUGAAUGGGGAAACUGCCGAGGAUUGCGUAGAUUUUUUGAUAAAUUAUGCUCAUAGUGCUUCGGAAGCUGAAUUAAAAGGUUGUAUUAAUGUCUUACGGAAUACUGCAAUUGCUGAUGGCUUGAAUAAUACUGUGAUCUUACAACUAAUUGAUUUUUUGACAACUACGGAUGCUUUAGGCGAAGACACCAAAGUGUUUCUUCUCUCACACUGCUUAGUUCCUAAUGAGCUUAUCAAAGCAGACUGCAUAACACAUAUUCUGAAUAAGUUAAGUACUCCAACGGUAUUUGUUCCUUAUAAGACCGUACCCCCACCUAGACUACAAGUUGCAUUGGUAAAAUGGGUAUGCCAUAUUUAUCCGUGGGUUGAGGAAACUCAUUUCUUUAAAACAUCAUUUUCUAUUUGGUUUGAACUCUGGAAACUUGACUAUUUACAAAAAUGGAUAACCUACAUAAUCAUAUGGUCAUUCGAUGAAACACAUAUAACAAAAUGGAGGUGUAAAGUUCUACUUAAUGUUGGCAAUAACGUCGGAUAUGCAAACUCAAGGACACAUGCUACAUAUAUCUUAGGCGCAUUUGCUUCCCUAGAUUCUCCAUUACAAGAUACAAUUCACGACUACAUAUCAAUACUUCAUGGAAAUGAAAAAAGGCUUCAUAAACUAUCAGAAUUUGAACAUGACACUGAAUUAGUAUCAAAUAUCAAGACUGUCUUCGAUCGGCUUGGUGUCAUAGAUUCAUCGUUGUUUGAGGAUAUAUGGGCAGAGUUUGGUAACCAGUGCUCUUUCGAGAGUAGGACUGAUGCGAACAUACUAACUAUUGAACAAUUGGUGGAUAAUUGGGAUCGUUUUAGCAUUCCCUAUGACUUCAGUUCCGUUAUGACUUCAAAAUCUAAUAUUACCUGGAUAAAAUUGGCUUCUUAUGGUCAGAAUGACCCUCGAGUGAAGGGCCUGGAAGAGUUUUUGAAAAGGUCUCGUAAUUGUAGAAAAUUAAUGAAAAGUACACCUUUACUUUUAAUAAUGUUCCCAGAAUUAUUUCAUAUAAGGAAUUUGUCGUCUUUAAAUGAACAGCAGCAACUUUUAAGGAAUUCUGAUGAGAUAUUUGAGUUUCAAGUCUCACUUUGUUGUACUUUAUUUCAGACAUACAACUUUGAAAAUGUCGGUACUCAAAGCAGCAUUCAUAUCACCAUAUGCACUACAAAACUUUUAGGGAAUUUAGUGCAAAAUCAAUCAGAAGGUUUACUAGUAAUAUGUUCGAUACUUCUAAAAUGUUGGACGAAGUUAUUGCACUAUGAAAAAUACAUCAUUUUACAUGCAUUCGCAGAUUUAUCUUUGGAGCAAGUUUUAGCUAUAAAUGAAUCCUUACUUACAUCAGAUUUAUGCGAUUUUUUCGCCGAGGCUAAAGAUAUAUUGACUUCUAAAACUCUCAAUGAGAAUCAGUUAACAGAUUUCAAUAAAUGUAUAAGUUUCCUGGUUGGAUACCUUUGGAACUAUAACAUUAUUGAUUCUAAUUAUAAAUUGCUUCCAAAUGAAUAUUGGGAGUCUCUGCGAUCAAAUCAAUAUUUGUCCCACACUUCAUUUCCAUCAAAGUGCCUCUAUUCACUACCAAAUUUCGGCAUUAUGUCGUUUGUAUGCCACUCUCUGCUUUUUGAUAAAGAGACUACUUCAAAACUCACACAUUAUUCGAAUGAGUUUUCAGAAGGUGGUUUUAAAUUAUGGAUAAAGACAUUGAAUAAAAAUAAAAAAUGGUUUACCAACGUUUCACGAUAUUCAAGUUUUAGAAAACAAUUACUUUUGUUGCUUAAAGAAGACCACAAAUAUACUGGCAUUGCAAAUUUUUUAUUUACAUACGUAAAGAGUUUACAAGAGUGA